UGAACUUUUAUUUCUGCCAAAUUCAGUUUUCUAACGCCCUAAUUUCUGAAAUUCGAAGGCUUUGUCGUUCUCGACAAAGAAAAUAUAACUUAACUGCCGCCAAAAAUUGGGUGAAGAAGCUCAAGAGAAUGCACCGAGCCUGUAAGCACACAAAGACAUGAAAUCGUGAACCGUCGAUCCUCAAAGAGAUGAAAUUGCGAACACGUCAACUAGAGAAAGAAAGCUCCUUGAAUAACUCAUCUGAGCAUGGUGGCGGAUCCACUGAAGUUUCACAAUCAUGUCGAUCUGAGGACGACGGACUUGUUAAUAAUCCACAGAAAGCUAGCGACAUCAAGGAGGUGGGCUUUCCCAUCUCACAGAAGGGGAUUGACUUGACUCAAAGUUUUGAAACUGAUCAGGUAUUUGACUCAAGAGAUGCAGUGUUUGAAUGGUGCCAAGAGGUUGCUAAAAAGAAUGAUACAAGACUUAUUAUUAGAAAGUCACAGACGAAACCAGCAGGAAAGGGUAGCUUCAUUGUGGUUGUAUGUGAAAGAAGUGGUGUUUAUCAGUCUCAUAGUAACGAGAUUGACACUCUGGGGACUGAACCUCAGAAAAGAGGAAGCAAAAAGUGUGGUUGUCCGUUUACAUUGAGGGGCGCAUGCCUGCUUGAGAAUAAAUGGAAACUUCGUGUAAAUUGUGGACGCCAUAAUCACGAGGUUGAAAGCAAUCCGGUUUCGUUUAAUCGGUGGAAACAAGUUGAGGAGCAGCUUUUACUUGAUUUGACUGCAAAGGGUGCCCCUCCUCAACAGGUACUUCAAGCAUUGAAGGAGAAGCACAAAAAUAAUGAUGUAAACCUCAGGACCAUAUACAACAAGAGGUCGAAAUUAAAACGGAAAGAGGUGGAAAGUAAGUCCGUGAUGCGGCAGGUAAUUUCGUCGUCACCCUAACACCAUUAUGUAGAAUUUCCGAGGAAAGAUGUAAAGCCAGAUGAAUUGCAUGAUUUAGUGUGGUGUCAUCUGGAUUUUACAUUGUUCGAGAUUUGUAUUCCGUGUGUUAAUGGUUAAUUGCCGUUCUUUUCUUGUGAUUAGGUUUCAUUUCUAGUGACGUAAUGAAAUCAGUUCGACCAUUAGUAGGUGCACAAUUCCAGGAUGUAUGCUAUUUGAUACUGUGUACCUCCUUAGUAUUAUGUUGAGUGUUGGAAGUUGGAACUAAGUAUUUGGGUUCUUUAGCAGUUUGUUCUAUAAAACCGAUCCGUCUAGAAAUUAUUUGGCUUGUAUUGUGCUCAUGUAGUGAGUGAAUACUAUAUAGAUUGGCUGGUCUAUUAGGAUUUAAUAAUACAAUUUGUUAACUUCCUCUUAAGUCGACUUCAUUUCAUAUGUACUUGUUCAAUAAGAUGCUGGACCAGUUAAUCAUCCACAUAAAGAUAGCAACGUGAUGGAGGAAAACACACCGGCCUUGAGCGUAAGGAUCGAUGUGGCCCAAUGCUUUCAGACUGAUGCAGGACCAGUUAAUCAUCCACAGAAACAAAGCAUUUUGAUGGAGGAAGACACUUUGAUCUCGAAGGCGGGGACCGAUAUGACCCAAUGUUUUCAGGACGAUCAGGGUAAAGGACUAAAAGAUAGCAAUAUGAUGGAGGGAGACGCUCCGAUCUCAAAGGAGGGCGUCGAGGUAAUCGACCUUUGUCAGAACGAUCAGGAUGAAAUACCAGUUAGUGAUCCACCAAAAGAUGGGAAUAUGAUGGAGGCUGACUCUUCAGUCUCUAAGAAGGGAAUGGAUGUGACUCAAUUUUUUCAGACCGAUCAGAGGUUGCUGGCAAGAACAAAACGAGUUAUAAUUGGAAAGUCAGAGACGAAACCAGCAGGAAAGGGUAGCUUUGUUCUGUUUGUUUGUGACCGAAGUGGUGUUUACAGGUACACUAGUUGCACACCAGAUACCAGAAAACGUCAGAGAAGAGAAAGCAAGAAGUGUGAUUGCCCUUUUAAAGUGAGAGAUACUUGUCUUCCUGAAAAUAAAUGGAGACUUCGGGUUCUUUGUGGAAGGCAUAAUCACGAAGCUGAAAACACAUCAGUUCCACUAUUUAAUCGAGAUGAGGAGCAGCUAGGGGAUAAAUUGAUUGAAAGUGGUGUUCGUCCCCAACAGGUACUUGAGGCAUUGAAGGAGAAGAACAAAGAAUGUCUUGCGAGUACCAGUGGAAGUGCCAUAUACAACACAAGGUCAAAAUUAAAACUGAAAGAGGUGGCGAGGAAGUCAGUGGCGCAGGAGGAUGCUGGAUCAGUUAAUCAUCCACAUAAAGAUAGCAAUGUGAUGGAGGAAAACGCUCCAGCCUCAAAUGAAAGGAUCAAUGUGGCACGGUGCUUUCAGACUGAUGCAGGACCAGUUAGUCAUCUACAGAAAGAAAGCAUUUUGAUAGAGGAAGACACUCUGAUCUCGAAGGUAGGGAUCGAUGUGACCCAAUGUUUCCAGACCUAUCAGGGUGAAGGACCAGUUAAGGAUCCACUAAAUGGUAGCAAUAUGAUGGAGGAAGACGUUCCGACCUCGAAGGAAGGGAUGGAGAUAACCCAGUUUUAUCAGACCGAUCAGAAUAAAAUACCAGGUAGUGAUCCACCAGAAGAUGGCAAUAUGAUGGAGGAUGAUGCUCCAAUCUCAAGGGAGGGGAUGGACGUGACUCAAUUUUUUCAGACCGAUCAGCUAUUUGACUCACGAGAUGCAGCAUUUGAAUGGUGCCAAGAGGUUGCUAGAGAGAACAAUACAAGAAUCAUAAUUAGAAAGUCAGAGACGAAACCAGAAGGAAAGGGUAGCUUUGUUCUGUUUGCUUGUAACCGAAGUGGUGUUUACAGGUACACUAGUUGCACACCGGAUGCUAGAAAACGUCAGAGAAGAGAAACCAAGAAGUGCGGUUGCCCUUUUAAAGUGAGAGGUACUUGUCUUCCUGAGAAUAAAUGGAGACUUCGGGUUCUUUGUGGAAGACAUAAUCACGAAGCUGAAAACAUACCACUUCCACUAUUUAAUCGGGAUGUGGAUCAGCUAGUGGUUAAAUUGACUGCAGGCGGUGCUCGCCCUCGACAAGUAGUUGAGGCAUUGAAGCAGAAGAACAAAGAUUGUCUUGUGAGUGCCAAAGACAUAUACAACAGGAGGUCGAGUUUAAAACGGCAUGUGGCAGAAAAAAUGUCAGUGAUGGAACAAGUGAUGAAGUUGUCAACCCAAUACCAUUACAUGGUAUGGUACAGGAAGGAUGAAGAGACGAAUGAGCUUAAGGAUAUAGUAUGGGCUCACCCAGAGUCCACAUUGUUGGCAAAAUGUUUUCCUUCUAUGCUAAUGAUUGAUUGCACCUACAAGACCAAUAGGUUUAAGGUUCCAUUCUUUCAUGUAGCUGGGAUAUCUUCUCUAGGAACACCCUUCACAGUGGCAUAUGCCUUCAUAGAGGAGGAGACCUAAGAGCACUUUAGUUGGGCAUUGACGCAGUUAAAAUCCUUGUUUUUGCCCGAUAGUUUACCAUCUGUUUGUGUGGUGAAUGGGGAUCAUCCAUUAAUAAAUGCAGUUCGUAGUGUAUUUCCUGAAGCCAAGAGGUUGCUCUGCACGUUACAUAUAGGAGAAUGCCUUGUAACUAAUUGCAGGAAAGCGAUUUUGGAUGACAAAGAGUGGGACGACUUUCAUCGUGAUUGGGAAUGUGUUUUGAAAUCAGAGACGAAGGAAGAUUUUGCGGAUACUUAUACUGAGUUUGUAACUACUUGGGUGACGAGGUACCCCACAUGCAUUAAAUACAUACGUGAUACAUGGAUAGUGCACAAGGAGAGCUUUAUUUUGUCUUGGACUCGGAAGAUUAAGCACUUCGGUUACAAAGAAGUUGCCACGGAUGAAAGUGAGCAUGAACAGUUGCGGAAGCAUAUGGAGUCUUCGACGAGCACAACUGGUUUUUUCCGUUGCUGGGAGGCAAUGCACAGCAUUGUGAAAGACCAGAUUAAUCAGAUUAGUGCCUCCAAUGAGAAAAGCUUAACUUAUAUUAAUCGUAAACACCAGAUACCUGCUUUCGAAGAGUUGAAGAACCAUGUCUCUCAGCAUGCGCUGGACCAUAUACUACUUGAACUCGAACAAUUAGCAGUUGUAGAGUCGAAGAAAGAUAUCCCUCAGCAUGCAUUGAAGCUUAGACAAUCAGAGUUUAACCAAUCAGUAGACACAAGCACUGGCGUAACUUCUUGUUGGUGUCUGAUCUCGUAUACGCAUGGUCUUCCUUGUGUACAUGAAGUACAUAACUACAUCCAGGAUGGUAGGCCUGUUCCUCUUUCUGCAAUUGAUCAGCAAUGGAAGCAACUCUCUGUAGUACUCAGUCUGAAUAAUAAUCUUGAUUUUAUUUGCCUACCCGGGGUACAACUUCUACAAGAAAGAUGGAUGGAAGCGUCAGAAUCUGACCGAUCCUUACUGCAGGAGCAGAUGAAAGAGGUUGCGUCGUCCUGUGACUUGGCUAGCUAGAUUAGACGGAUGAAAAAUCUGGUUUGAUGCAUUUCGCAGCAUGUAACCUCUUAGAAGUGAAGUUUGUACAGGUCUGAUCGGAAGAAUGCCAUCCAUAUAUAUAAUGGAGUCUUUGUUCAUUUGUCGGCAGUGAAUGUCGGUGGUCAUAUUUUCUAGUGCCUAGGUUAACCUGUGACGUCAUGUUGAAUUAGUAAGAGGGUUUCGGUGAUUCUUAGACACUGCUUCAUAAAAUAACCAGCCAUGUGAUUGUUGUGGGCUUAAAAAAAUCCUGAAAAUACCCGAUGAGGAAGAGUCAUGAUGGAGUUGACUGUUGAAUUCUUACUCUUCGUUUCCUGGCGCCUAAUGGUAUUUGGCAUUAUCAUUUUUUUUUUAUUCAAAGAAAAGGUCUUCUUCC
Messenger RNA from Papaver somniferum (opium poppy), 4840 nucleotides. RefSeq lists its product as uncharacterized. Gene Ontology annotation, biological process: L-valine catabolic process; thymine catabolic process. Gene Ontology annotation, cellular component: mitochondrion. Gene Ontology annotation, molecular function: DNA-binding transcription factor activity, RNA polymerase II-specific; malonate-semialdehyde dehydrogenase (acetylating, [NAD(P)+]) activity; methylmalonate-semialdehyde dehydrogenase (acylating, NAD+) activity. The coding region runs from base 1414 to 3414 and encodes 666 amino acids. Lineage: Eukaryota; Viridiplantae; Streptophyta; Magnoliopsida; Ranunculales; Papaveraceae. The transcript has 11 exons. The record is from RefSeq and is a predicted model, not a curated record.